Molecule: messenger RNA, 240 nt
Organism: Mesocestoides corti
Lineage: Eukaryota; Metazoa; Platyhelminthes; Cestoda; Cyclophyllidea; Mesocestoididae
Source: the annotation of a GenBank genome assembly
AUGAAGAACGGAAAAGGAAAGUUUAUUUUUCACAGAACCAACCAAAUCAUGGAGGGCGUAUGGAUUGAUGACGUUGCGAAAAUGAGCUCCCUAAUUGACCUAGAGCCGCGACGACAACCAACAAAAUCAACAUACCCCAUCCCCCCACUUAAACUAGAGGCAGCGGACGACGUUUGGAGAGAUGCGGUGGAAGAAAAUAUGCAAAUCCUGCGCCGGAAGUACCCUCAGCACUUUAAAUAA